AUGCACUCCUUUGCCCUCUUCUCUGUUCUCGCCUGCCUGGCCACUGGCGCCGCUGCCCUCCCCGCCGGCAACGCCGCGCGUGCCGAGACGGUCGUCGCUGCCAACCCCCAAGUCCUCACCUCGGUCGCUCGCCCGGCCGCCGUCACCACCCGGCCCGUCAGCCCUGACUACAUCCUCGCCCUCGUCCACGGCGCGGGCGGGGUCACUGCCGUUGCUGGCGGCCCCGCUAUGGUCACCACCGUCGUCGCUGGCGGAGUCACCACCACCGUCGCUGCCACGCCUCACCCAGUCACAACCUCGGUCGUCGUCGGCGGAGACCUCGUCGCUACCACCAUCGCGGCCCUAGUCCCUGUCUCCACCAUCAGUAUCGGCUCCCCUGACCAUCCUUGCUCCAUCGCGGCCGCGGGCGGCAACACCAUCGCCACCGUCAUCGCCGGCGGUUCCACAAACACCAUCGUCGCCAUGCCGGGCGCGACGGGCGGGGCCUGCAGCAUCGCGUACGUCGACGCUGCCGGAGCCACCUACACCGUCGACGCGGGCGGCAUGACUCACACCCACGCCGCCGUCUCUACGACCACUGCCAACGGCCCGGUCGCCACCGUCUACGCUGCUUGA
Messenger RNA from Dioszegia hungarica, 615 nucleotides. RefSeq lists its product as uncharacterized. The record is from RefSeq and is a predicted model, not a curated record. Lineage: Eukaryota; Fungi; Basidiomycota; Tremellomycetes; Tremellales; Bulleribasidiaceae. Bases 1 to 615 code for a protein of 204 amino acids. The transcript has 2 exons.